Trichoderma breve is the source of this 2187-nucleotide messenger RNA. RefSeq names its product fungal specific transcription factor domain-containing protein. Gene Ontology annotation, cellular component: nucleus. NCBI's taxonomy places the organism in Eukaryota, Fungi, Ascomycota, Sordariomycetes, Hypocreales, Hypocreaceae. Gene Ontology annotation, molecular function: DNA-binding transcription factor activity; transcription cis-regulatory region binding. The transcript has 5 exons. The coding region runs from base 1 to 2187 and encodes 728 amino acids. The record is from RefSeq and is a predicted model, not a curated record. Gene Ontology annotation, biological process: positive regulation of transcription by RNA polymerase II.
AUGGGCUCUAGCCAGUUUUUGCAAUCUACCUACAAUCCGCAGUUCCCAAAUCCCCUACUUGCAGCAGAAGCCAUCGGAGGACCUGGGUACUUUACUAGGCCUCCUCCCGAAGCUCAGUUUCUCUCUCUCCAAGAUGGCAGCUCUACUGGGGAUAUGCUUGGCAGUUCCGGCAAUCUAGGUGGCAACCAUCCCCUUAAUGUUCAGACAGGGAUAGCCAUUGCUCAACCCUUGAAUAAUCAUUGGGAGUUCGAUAUGUUGGAUGAUGAAGCCUCUUUGCCUGAUUCUGACGAUGAUUUGCCAGACGUGAGAGGCAACUUGCCGCCGAUAAAAAACUUGGUGCCUGAGCGUUGGACUGUAAGUCCCGUGGAUAUCAGCGUCUUUUCGGCCUUCGCCCAAAGCGACGAUGUUCAAGCGCACAUGGAGACCCCUUACUCCUCUGAAUUCUGGGCUAGUGGCCUGAACACGAUCUUCAUGCAUUUCAUCAAUGUAACUGGGCCCGGGAUCUCAAUCUUCGAAGGAGACAUUUCUUCUGCUCUAGAUAGAUCCAGAAUGAAAGCAACAGCUGGAUCUGGAAAGAGCCUAUGGAGCUCAGCCUUGAGACAUUACCACCGUGCCAUACGACGCAUAGCGAAAAGCGUCAAGUCACCUUCCAAGAGGACACAGCCGGCAACUCUUGCUGCCACUCUCUUGCUCAGCUACUUUGAGGUCUGGUCGUCUGAUCACACCAAGUGGUGCAAUCACUUGUUUGGCGCCAGGAUUCUAUUCCGCGAGAUGUCUUUAGGAGAGAUGACUCGAAUUUGUUUCCCCGCGAAGCGCAUGAGACAACGCCAGGAUGCUCGAGGGUAUCAACUAGGGCACAUAGGCUCCUAUAUAUAUGGCCCCCAUUGCCACCCAGCGUCAUCACAGAGCGUUCAACAGUCUCUCGACUAUGACUUUUUGAAUGUCAUCACAGGACUUACCUUGUCUCCAGAAGCCUAUGGUGACGUAGAGGGGCAGCUUCCGGACGUGAAAUACUCUUCGGUAACCGAUAAGGAAAUUGAAAAAUACGACAUUAUUUGCGAUCUAUUCUGGUGGUAUUGCAAAAUGGAUGUCUAUCAGAGCAUUUUGGGAGGAACCAAGUUAUUGAAAAGCAUGGAAUAUGACAAUUGGACACAGAUUCCUCCGAGGGCCCCCUUUUCAACAUAUUCAUCCGCAUAUGGCACCUAUGACCAUUUGGUUUUAUUGCUUGGCCGCCUUUCAGACUUUGUGUCGAAAGAUUUAUCCCGGAAACAGAAGGCCAUAGAAGCAAAGGGGGAGAAUGCUGAAACUGGAUCCCCGCCGAUGUUCCCAGGCAUGUUCCCGACGUUUGGGAAAGUGCAAGCCCCCAUGGGAUUUAGUCCUCCACGGGAUGGCACGCCGCACAGUGAUUCUCAGGAUGAACUUGACCCGGAAGCCACUUACGAAGCUGCACUGCAAGAAUGGAAUGCCAUUUACAGUUCCUUUGAGGUGUUCAAGAGCCGCCUUGGGCCCGAAUUCCAACCCCUCGGCGAUGAACCUGACGGUCCAAGAAGGACAAAAACGCCUUUUGGGGACCCGAUAUACUUUCGAACAUACUCCAUCGCUGGCAUCUGGAUGAACUAUUAUAUGGGGUUCAUUCACCUUUACCGAAGCCACCCCUCGAUGCCGCCAGUUGCCAUGAGGGCAGCGGGCCUGAUGGCUAAGAAGACAGCGGGGUUUGCUCUCAAGAUCGGACAGAUUGCUUCUGGGCUUGCUGCCGACUGCUCAGAGUACGCGGUUAUCAAUACAUAUCUUGGCGCUGCCCUCAUUGAGAGUUCUUUCUGUGUCUUUGUAGCAGGUGUACAGUAUAAUGAAACUAGGCAGAGAGAAUGGGUCAUCCAGAGAAUGCAUGAUAUUGCCCGCCUAACUGGAUGGCAGUCUGCCAUGCAGAUUGCCUGUGGCUGUGAAUCGGCAUGGAUAAAAUCUAGCACGAUGGGAGGGCCGGAAUAUACACGACCAACAAUCAUCAACAAUGUCCCGUCUACAAUAUGGAAGAAUCCUCGCCGCAUUGACAAGAAAAUCGACGAAUCUGAAUCGGGCGAAGAACGGCGGUUAGUACUGGCCAAGGCUGAAAGAACACAUUACGCAAUCGGGAUACUAGCCAUCGAAACAGAACUCGCGAGACUCGAACUUCGAGACGAUUUAAACUAA